Molecule: messenger RNA, 591 nt
Organism: Arabidopsis thaliana (thale cress)
Lineage: Eukaryota; Viridiplantae; Streptophyta; Magnoliopsida; Brassicales; Brassicaceae
Gene: AGL51
Product: AGAMOUS-like 51
Exons: 2
Coding region: 1-591 (196 amino acids)
Biological process (GO): positive regulation of transcription by RNA polymerase II; regulation of DNA-templated transcription; DNA-templated transcription
Cellular component (GO): nucleus
Molecular function (GO): protein dimerization activity; DNA binding; DNA-binding transcription factor activity, RNA polymerase II-specific
Source: RefSeq, marked reviewed
AUGAAGCAAUCUUCUUUUUCUUCUUCUUCUUCGUCACGUAAUUCAACUAGUUUAACAAACAGACUCAAAACCAUCUUCAAAAAAGCUGAAGAGCUUUCGAUUCUCUGUGCUAUUGACGUUUGCGUCAUCUAUUACGGACCAGACGGUGAACUGAGAACAUGGCCUAAGGAGAGAAAUACAGUGAAAGACAUGGCUUCGAGAUAUAAAGAGGCCACAAAACGCAAGAAGAAACGGACUCUUUCUACUCUGCAAGAAAGGCUUCGUAUUGUUGAGUCGCAGAAACAACAAAACAAAAACUUGGUGCAUCAGAGUUUAACACCAUCGUAUCUGAACCAGAUCCAACACUUGAAUCCUAGCAACUUCUCGCCGUAUAUGUACAACCAUGGAGAUGCUGCUACUCUCUCACAACUCCCACUGUCUGCUUCACUCUCCAAUCAACUCCAAUUACCUGAAUCACUUGAUGCGGCAUGGUUUUGGUCAGAACAUGUGUUUGGACAACAUCACCAACAACAACAACUUUCAACAUCCUGGCGUGUCAAACACACAAGAAUACUCACCGUUUCUUUCGGUACAAGCAUCUGCAGUGAAUAA